AUGGCCUCGACAACACCUACCUCAGCACCGCCAUCGCGCGCUCGUUCAGCCUCUCGCACCCGCAACAACAUCCCCUCUCGACCAACCACUCCUUUGCGACCACACUCUCGCACCAGUCUCCGAGCCUCAAUCACAACUCCCACAAGCGCAACCCAAUUCUCCGACCAAGCCGUCCCUCUCGAAGCCCUGGAACCCGCAUUCGGUGAACUCGCAGAUGGUAUGGCCGAUCUGGAGGCCAACAUGAUGCACCUGCAACUGCUGCACGAGAGUCUGAACCGCUUCAACGAAUGCUUCGGCGCUUUCCUCUACGGCAUGAACAUGAGUGCUUUCUGCGUCGACUUUCCCGAAGCUCCUGGCAUUGAGAGCUUCAAGCGUGCUGCUGAGGCUGCCAAGAAUCAGGCUCAACAGGACAGCGCCAUGUCUGCUGACGUCCACCACCGUGAGAGAGAUGUGGACGCUACUUUUCUUCAGCUUGCUGAUCAGGACUUUGUAGUACCACCGACACCAGCUUCGUCGAGAAUCCUCCAACUCCCAAGACAACCCGCACGAACAGAUCCACCAUGGCUCCUCCCUCUACUACCUCGUCUAGGACCACUCGCGGUGCCAGCUCCAUAUCUAGAGGAAGGGGCAUACCGGCUGUCCGUGGCACAAGAGCUGGUGGCUCAGUAG
Molecule: messenger RNA, 669 nt
Organism: Aureobasidium melanogenum CBS 110374
Lineage: Eukaryota; Fungi; Ascomycota; Dothideomycetes; Dothideales; Saccotheciaceae
Exons: 2
Coding region: 1-669 (222 amino acids)
Biological process (GO): mitotic sister chromatid biorientation
Cellular component (GO): DASH complex; mitotic spindle pole body; mitotic spindle polar microtubule
Source: RefSeq, a predicted model, not a curated record